GACACACGUGACAUCGUCGUCAUCGUCGAUAUAUUGACCGCGUCCGGAUUUGUACGUUUUCCAAAAUAAAUCUUUUCGCGCGUUUACUAGUCGUUCUCCUCGUCGCGCGUCGUCGUCGUUGUUGUUAUAGUUCGAAACGUCAUUCUUAAAACUAUGUUCCCCCGGCGGCUGUCGCUUUUUGAGCGACAAGAGUUCAUAAUGAUCGGUGAACGCCUAAACUAUGUUAACACGCCGCACGUUAUCGCCAUGGUCGGACUGCCGGCGCGAGGGAAAACUUACAUUUCGAAAAAACUUUCCCGGUACCUAAACUGGAUCGGUAUCAACACUAAAGUUUUCAACCUCGGAGAAUACCGGCGUCAUGCCACCACGGCGUAUAAGUGCCAUGAGUUCUUCCGUCCCGACAACGUCGAAGCGAUGGCAAUUCGAACGCAAUGCGCCAUCGACGCGCUCGACGACGUCUGCGCGUGGCUGGACAAUGGCGGUGAAGUCGCUGUGUUUGAUGCCACGAACUCGACUAUUGAACGUCGACAAUUGAUAUUGGACAUCGUUGUGAAAAAACGAGGAUUCAAGUUAUUUUUUGUCGAAUCGGUGUGUGAUGACCCAAAAAUAGUCGAACAGAAUAUAAUGGAAGUGAAGAUUAAUAGCCCGGACUACCAGAGCAUGGGUGCUGAUGUGGCCCUCAGGGACUUUUUGCAGCGAAUAGAGCACUAUCAGGAACGGUACGAACCACUAGACGAGGUGACCGAGUCUGAAUUGAGCUUCAUGAAGAUAUUCAAUACUGGAGAAAAAGUGUUGGUGCGGAAGCACGAGGGUCACAUACAGGCGCGGAUCGUCUACUAUCUAAUGAACAUUCAUAUCAUUCCAAGAACCAUUUAUCUUACUAGACACGGCGAGAGCGAAUGGAACAAGGAAGGAAAAAUCGGCGGAGAUUCCCAAUUGUCACCUAACGGUGUCAAGUAUGCAAUCGCAUUGGCCAAUUACAUAAACGAACAGAAUAUCAAAAAUCUUCGGGUGUGGACGUCAUGGCACUACAGGACCAUUCAGACCGCGAGCGGCGUUCAAGCUCCGCAAGAACGAUGGAAAUCGUUGAACGAAAUUGACGCCGGUGUGUGUGACGGUAAAACGUACGCUAUGAUCAAACGUGAGUAUCCUGAGCAGUUCGCAGCCCGUGACAAGGACAAGUUUGCGUACCGUUAUCCUAGAGGUGAAUCGUAUGAAGACCUGGUUGCCCGGCUAGAACCAGUGAUUAUGGAGCUAGAGAGACAGGGAAACGUUCUGGUGGUCAGCCAUCAGGCAGUGUUUCGGUGUUUGCUGGCGUAUUUCUUGGACAAAAACUCAGAAGAGUUACCGUACUUGGAAGUGCCAUUGCAUUCGCUGAUAAAACUCACACCGGUGGCGUACGGUUGUAAAAUGGAGCAAAUCAACUUUCCCAUUGAGGCUGUUAACACGCAUCGUCCUAAGCCCCAGAAUUUGCUUAAAAACCAAAGACACAAACUAAUUAUUUCCAAAGAACCGGGAUUUCUGGAGGACCGAUUCAAGGAUGAUGUGAAAGACAGCGCCGGAGGUGGCGACAGUACGAACGGCAAAAAGGCAAACAACGGAGAUGCCACAUUGCCCACUUAACUUACUAUCCACCACCACGACCACGACCACGACUAUAAUAUUACCAUACUUUUACUAUACCGGGGAUACCGCACCGCCUUCUCUGUAUGUGCGCUUGCCGUCAGAAACGACUUCGUUUCUGCAGUGGAGGUCGUGAUGAAGAAGGCAUCGUCCACGCACUAAAAAUAAAAAAAUAAAUUACCCAUUAUUAUUAUUUAUUGUUUCCGUAUGGGGGAAGGGGAAGAAUGGUGAAUUUCGAUUUUUUUUUUUAUAUAUAAUUUAAUAUUUAAGAAAUAUAUAUAUUUGUGUGUGUGUGUGUGUGUGAUUGUGUGUUUGUAAGCGUGUGUGUAUCUAUAAGUGGAUGAUAUCAAUACAUAUAUUAUAUAACACGCGACAGCAACAAACUAUCCGAAUUUGACUAAUAUACCCGUGUAUAUAUUUUAUUUUAAUAAUAUAUGUAUAUACAUGUGUAAAAAUUUUUUCGAUUUUUAAAAGCUACUUAAUUUUUAGACGGUAUUGUAAGUACAGUUUUACUUUAUUACAAUCAGUUUUACAUUGUAUAAUAAUAUAAGUAAGUAACAUAUACAAACGUCGUAAACCACACAUUACCAUUAAAAUAUUUAUCGGUACCUACAAAAUUUACUUAAUUGUUUUUUUUUUUGGUAAACUUUUUACUUUCUGUUUUUUUGAUUUCAUAGUUAAAGAAACAUAAUUUACUAUUAUAAUAAGGAAAUUGUCUGUCAUCUUAUCGUAUAAGCUUGCUUUGUAAAUGGAAAAAUAACAAUAUUUUUUCAAAAGCAUUCUUCAAAUAAACAUCGCCUAUACUAUAGGCCAUAUAGCAUAUGUUA
This is a messenger RNA of Myzus persicae (green peach aphid), 2450 nucleotides long. It is a transcript of the gene Pfrx, whose product is annotated as 6-phosphofructo-2-kinase/fructose-2,6-bisphosphatase 1. The record is from RefSeq and is a predicted model, not a curated record. The transcript has 10 exons. Gene Ontology annotation, molecular function: fructose-2,6-bisphosphate 2-phosphatase activity; ATP binding; 6-phosphofructo-2-kinase activity. Gene Ontology annotation, cellular component: cytosol. Gene Ontology annotation, biological process: fructose 2,6-bisphosphate metabolic process; fructose metabolic process. Bases 154 to 1623 code for a protein of 489 amino acids. NCBI's taxonomy places the organism in Eukaryota, Metazoa, Arthropoda, Insecta, Hemiptera, Aphididae.